Syzygium oleosum is the source of this 1295-nucleotide messenger RNA. RefSeq lists its product as uncharacterized. Lineage: Eukaryota; Viridiplantae; Streptophyta; Magnoliopsida; Myrtales; Myrtaceae. The record is from RefSeq and is a predicted model, not a curated record. The coding region runs from base 175 to 1119 and encodes 314 amino acids. The transcript is spliced from 6 exons.
UUUGUGUUCCCUGGACAAAAUACUUGAACAAUCAGUACUUCUUGUUGAACUUACAUUCAAGAGCUAAUUUCUCAUUGUUUCUUAGCUCCAUACUUUUAGGUCUAUGCCGAAGAUCAAUGAUGUUCACCAAAAUGAAAUUUGUUUGUUUCUUCUAGGAGAUUCUGCAUCUUGAUAAUGCAGAGGGGAAGACAGGGAAGGGAAGAUUUCUUCAACAUGGGUGACCCUUUUAGCAGUUACCGGGGGUUUGGCAGUUUUCCUACCCUUUUUGGUGGAAGAGAUCCAUUUGCCGAUCCAUUUUUCACACGUCCUUUUGCUAGCAUGCUCAAUACUGGUGUGUUUGGUCCUGGCUAUCCAAUUGAUGAUACUCCAUCCUCCAAUAAUUCUAAGGGGCUUGUCAUUGAAGAACUGAACUCUGAUGAUGAAGGAGGUGCUGAAAAUAAAGAAGAUACAAAUCACGAGACAAAUGGUAAUGAUGGGCAUCAAAGGCAUGAUGCAUCUAUCAGAGCACCGUCUGUUGAGCACCCAGAUGAUGAUGCUCAUGAGAACAGGAGCAAUGUUAUUUACAGGAGUGACAGGAGCAGGGUUGGUGAGAAGAAUAAUCGGGGUCGAAGUUUCAGUGUAGAGAGUUGCAAAGUCACCUAUGGUGGUGUGGAUGGAGCAUACUACACUUCCGCAAGAACUCGAAGAACUGACAAUGAUGGGGUUGUGCUUGAGGAAAGUAAAGAAGCAGAUGCAACAACCGGUCAAGCAACACAUAGGAUUUCUCGUGGUAUUCAUGAUAAGGGUCAUUCGGUCACAAGGAAGCUUGGCUCAGAUGGCAAGGUGGACACAGUGCAAACCUUGCACAAUCUGAAUAAAGAUGAACUUGCUGGUUUUGAAGAAGCAUGGAAAGGUAGUGGUAAUGGGCCAUCACCUGAAGGGAGCCAUGAUUAUGAUUUGCAGCAGAAAGCGGGUCGUGGCAGUGAUGCACAGAAAGGGAGCUCAAGCUCUGGAGGGUGGGCGCUUCCAUCUGCAGAUCAGAUAAUGAGGCCUGGCGGAAUGGUGCCCCAUUAUGCAGCAAGAUCUGCGCCUUCUUCUAAUGAGAGGACUAAAAAGGUGGUUAGGAUCAAUAUAGACUAGAUUACAAGAUCAAUUUUUGUUUCUUGUGAGAUUUGUCGUAUCUGAUCGAUUGUAUGUCGAAGCGAAGAACUUAUAGCUUCUUGUCAUGAUAUUUCUCCGUAUGCUAAUCAGCAUUGUAGCACUUACUAUUUGUACAUGUCAAACAAAUUUGAAAAUCCUUGCAUGUGUUUGAUCUC